Acanthamoeba castellanii str. Neff is the source of this 525-nucleotide messenger RNA. RefSeq lists its product as uncharacterized. The record is from RefSeq and is a predicted model, not a curated record. Bases 1 to 525 code for a protein of 174 amino acids. Lineage: Eukaryota; Discosea; Longamoebia; Acanthamoebidae. The transcript has a single exon.
AUGUUCACCGAGCAGGCCCACUACUACACCGCCGUCGGGCGCCUGCCCUUUGUGCGCACCGUGUGCGAAAUCGGGUUCAACGCGGGCCACUCGGCCGCCGUGUGGCUCACCAGCCAGCCUGACCUGCGCCUCCAGUCCUUCGACAUCGGGAUGCACGGCUACGUCGGCACCGCCGCCAACCACAUCAAGGCCCAGUUUCCAGGCCGGUUCGACAUCAAGCUCGGCGACUCGGUCCAGGCGGUGCCCGGCUUUGUCCAGCGCCACCCAGGGUUCGUGUGCGACGUGCUGCACGUGGACGGCGCGCACGAGGGCGACAUACCGCGGUUGGACUUGGCCAACAUGCGCGCGCUGGCCCGGCCGCACAGCAUUCUGCUGAUGGACGACCUGCAGUGCCCGUUCCCCCACUGCCGCGCGCCGCGGACGGCGUGGGACGGGCUGAAGGCCGCAGGCGAGAUCGAGGAGUGGGACUGCCAGAGCUACGAAGACGGAAAGCGGGGCUGGUGUGUUGGGCGCUAUGUGUUCUGA